Messenger RNA from Lathyrus oleraceus (garden pea), 429 nucleotides. RefSeq names its product secreted RxLR effector protein 161. The transcript has a single exon. Bases 1 to 429 code for a protein of 142 amino acids. The record is from RefSeq and is a predicted model, not a curated record. NCBI's taxonomy places the organism in Eukaryota, Viridiplantae, Streptophyta, Magnoliopsida, Fabales, Fabaceae.
AUGGACAAUUUGACUUCUGCAUCUUUGUCUGUCAAACCAAAUUUGAAGUUGGAGGAGCAUGGAAAGGAACACAAAGUCGAUACAACUUUUUUCAAAAAAAUUGUCGGAUCUCUGAGAUAUGUGUGCAAUAGUUUACCUGAUAUAGGUUUCUCAGUUGGAUUAGUGAGCAAAUACCUGAAUGAACCAAAGGUGUCACACAUGAAGGCUGUAAGAAGAAUCCUAAGAUACUUAAAAGGAUCGAUAAACUAUGAAAUUCUAUUUCAACGAGACUCUGAAAGGAAAGAAGCUAGUGUUACUUUCUAUUUAGAUGCUUAUUGGUAUGGAUAUAAGGAAGAUCUAAGAAGCACAACUGGCUAUUUCUUUCAAGUAUUUGGUGCCCCAUUCUCGUGGUGUUCGAGAAAGAAACUUGUGAUGGAAUUGUCAUCAUGA